Messenger RNA from Stegastes partitus (bicolor damselfish), 937 nucleotides. It is a transcript of the gene polr3k, whose product is annotated as polymerase (RNA) III (DNA directed) polypeptide K. NCBI's taxonomy places the organism in Eukaryota, Metazoa, Chordata, Actinopteri, Pomacentridae. Gene Ontology annotation, cellular component: RNA polymerase III complex. The record is from RefSeq and is a predicted model, not a curated record. Bases 144 to 470 code for a protein of 108 amino acids. Gene Ontology annotation, biological process: DNA-templated transcription; termination of RNA polymerase III transcription. The transcript is spliced from 3 exons. Gene Ontology annotation, molecular function: nucleic acid binding; zinc ion binding.
AGGAGCACCUACUUCCGCUGCUUCACAUGCGACAAACAAUUUACAGCAAAUACACUAAAAAAUAAUGCGUUUACUGUGUUCAACAGACUAGUUUAACCGAGGUCUUUUUUUCUACGUAAGUAACUACAUACUUUACUGGCAAUAUGCUUCUUUUUUGUCCGACCUGUGGGAAUGUUUUAAUAGUCGAGGAAGGACAGAAGUGCAUGAGAUUCGCGUGCAACACCUGUCCCUACGUACACAACAUCACUAGGAAGGUAAACAACAGGAAGUAUCCUAAGCUAAAGGAGGUGGAUGAUGUUCUCGGUGGAGCUGCUGCGUGGGAAAACGUCGACUCGACUGCUGAAAAGUGUCCCAAGUGCGAGCAUCCUCGAGCAUAUUUCAUGCAGAUUCAGACCAGAUCAGCAGAUGAACCGAUGACAACUUUCUACAAAUGCUGCAAUGCCCAAUGUGGACAUCGAUGGAGAGAUUAACACCUUUGGACUUCUCGUUAGUAGAUUUUUUUUUGGGAUGAUUUCCAGUUUUUGCUUUGGGAGUAUAUACAGCUGAAGAACGUUGGAGUUUCCUUAAUGAUUUUUAUUGAUAAAAUAGUACCUGUAUACAACAGUCAAACAAAUUUUGACUUACAUAGUUAUACGUUUCACAGACAUUUAGAGCAAUGCAGACCAGCAGUAUCCACAACAAUGGCAUACAGUACUUCAUAUUAAAAUUUCAUUGCAAUCCUUCAGUUCAAAUUAGAUUUUCUUGCACAGCUCUUUUAACCUCAAGAGGAAAAGAAAAAAUCAAAUGCACAUAGAUUCUGGGAACUAGCCUGUGAGAAUUACUUGUUAUGGUGUGUGACUCAUGCAGACAAACUCUGCGCUUGGUGAGCGACGGAUCGGGCAUGCUGAAGUGGAAUAAUGUUGGUUCACUGUUAGUAAUAAAUUGAGUGGAAUCACAA